Messenger RNA from Pogonomyrmex barbatus (red harvester ant), 1062 nucleotides. RefSeq names its product odorant receptor 4-like. The record is from RefSeq and is a predicted model, not a curated record. NCBI's taxonomy places the organism in Eukaryota, Metazoa, Arthropoda, Insecta, Hymenoptera, Formicidae.
AUGACUAUUAUAUCUCUCACAAUAUUCUUGACAACAGAAUGCACUUCCCUUCUAGUAAUAAAAGUUCUUUGUACCACAACGUUUUGUAUUAUAUAUGUAAUAAAAUAUAAUUCAUUUUGGAUUAACGCUCGUAAUGUAAAACAUUUAAUGGAACGACUACAGCAAAUCUGUAACGAAUUAAAAGAUGAGAAUGAGAUAAAUAUCAUGAAAAAAUAUGGAAACAAUACAAAACAUUAUACAACAGCAAUUACGUUAUUUUGCAUAUGCACUGUGCUUAUCCCUACUAUAAUACCAAUUCUGAAGCCAAUCUUUAAUAUUGUUUUGCAUGUAAAUAAAUCUCAGUCACGUGAAAUAAUACACUUCACGAUAAUUCAGGAGUAUUUUAUCGAUCAAGAAAAGUAUUCGUUUUUAAUUAUGUUGCAUAUGAAUACAUUCAUAUGUAUAGGAGCGAUUACAUUAACAGGAACAGGAACAAUGCUUUUAGGAUAUAUGGAACACGGAUGUGGAAUGUUUAAAAUUGCCAGUUACCGUAUGGAGCAAGCAAUGAGGAUUAAAGUAUUUAAAAAAAUUAGCACAAAAGACGAAAUUAUGAUUCAUAAAGAAAUAAUUUAUGCCGUCGACAUUCAUCGCAAAGCUAUAAAGUAUGUGGAACUUUUGUUAUCCAACUUUGAAGGAUCAUUCGUUUUAUUAAUACUAGUCGGUGUGAUAUCUUUAAGUCUUAAUCUUUUCGCAAUUUUUUGGGCUAUUUCAGUUGGAAACAAGGAAGACUGCAUUUUUCAUUUUAUUUUCGUGUCUUGCGUUCUUGUAUACAUGUUUUUGGCAAAUUAUUUUGCACAAGAAGUUUUGAAUCACAAUAAUAACGUUCAUGCUAGCGCGUACAAUGUUCAUUGGUAUAUAGCACCUAUACAAACGCAAAAGUUAAUUCUUUUCAUAUUGCAGAAAGAAAGCAAAAUUUUUGUCUUAAAACUCGGCAAAUUAUUUAGUGCAUCGUUAGAAUCUUUUGCCAUGUUAAUAAAGUUAUCGAUAUCAUAUUUCACUUUUAUGUAUUCUAUGCAGCAGUGA